Molecule: messenger RNA, 1409 nt
Organism: Telopea speciosissima
Lineage: Eukaryota; Viridiplantae; Streptophyta; Magnoliopsida; Proteales; Proteaceae
Product: INO80 complex subunit D
Exons: 3
Coding region: 57-953 (298 amino acids)
Cellular component (GO): NSL complex
Source: RefSeq, a predicted model, not a curated record
AACCACUUCGGCUUCUUCGUCGUCUCUUUUCGGUUUCUCUCUCAAUCUUUCUUGCGAUGGGCUCUGCUCACAAGAACCAUUCUUCUUCCAUCGCAAGGCCUUAUCCUUCUUUCUCAGCCAAAUCCUCGAAGAAGGAUCUUAUCUCCUCUCAACUAUUUGAACCGAUCGGAAAUCCAAGCACUAGUAGUGAUACAGAAGACAAAAACCCUAACAUAAACCCAACCCUUCGCUCUCCUAUAGACUCAGACAUGGCGGCCAAUACAUCUCUCACCAUUGACGGUGCCGAGGAAGAUUCGUUUCUCUGUGACUCUAAGUUCCUCACUCGCGAAGAAGUUAUUCGUCGUCGGUCUCGUCGUGUGAAGCAACUUUCGAGGUUUUACAAGGAUCAUUAUUGGGCUUUAAUGGAGGAACUUAGGGUUAAGUAUAGGGAUUAUUAUUGGAAAUAUGGGAAGAGUCCUUUUAAGGAAGAAGAGGCGAAGGAGAAUGGUGGAGGUGGUGUGGAAGGGAGUGGAGAGAACAAUAGGUCUAGUUUGGGGAUCAUAGAGAAUAACAUUGAUGGGAAGUAUAAUAGGUGUGCUUUUGCGGGGUGCAAGGCGAAGGCUAUGGCGCUCACCAACUAUUGUCAUCCCCAUAUCCUCUCUGAUAACAAACAGAAGCUUUACAAAGCAUGUACAUAUGUUGUCAAAAGUUCACAAACUGGACCUGUUCUUUGUGGAAAGCCGACUCUAAGAUCUACUGUGCCUGUUCUUUGCACUAUCCAUUUUGAAAAGGCUCAAAAACAUUUAACAAGGGCCUUGAAGAAGGCAGGUCUUAAUGUCUCCUCUCCAAGCUCACUAGCUCCCAAGUUCCAUCCUAUAAUUGCUGAAUCUGUACGCCAAAUUCAAGCCAAAAGAAGAGCAGCGCGAAGGGCAAAUGUUGAUAAUCAUGUUGCUAAGGAGGAAAAUGCUAGUUAACCCUUCCAUUAUUGUCUACAGAUUUGCUCUGCUCUGGAUUCUAUAUGAAUGAUGGUCAAAGUACAUUGACACCAAAGCCGAAGAAUGAAAAAUCUCUAUGAUUCAUUGUCGCAAGGCAAAGUAUUAAGUGAGCAGUGGAUAUUGUCUUUCGGGGGCAAGAAUUCUUGCCUAUCUAAGAUACCUCUUCUAAACAGGCAGGCGGUAAUAAGCUUUCUUGCCUAGGGUGGAAGAAAGUCAGAUCACAGGUGAGGUUAUCUAGGGAAUGGCGGAGUAGUCAAUGGUGGUUUUUAACCUCGCUGACCCAAAUCGCUACUUCUGAAGCCGUAGUUACUCUGAACGGAGUGGCUGGAAAUUUGCAAUAUUAAUCUGGUGCAAAGUGAAUCUAGGGAAACCUUGAUAGUGGUGAUGCUCACUUGGAUUUUUUUUUUCUUUCUUUCUGACAUCAUGCAGUAAACA